This is a messenger RNA of Choloepus didactylus (southern two-toed sloth), 1530 nucleotides long. Its product is annotated as serine/threonine-protein phosphatase 2A 55 kDa regulatory subunit B alpha isoform-like. Lineage: Eukaryota; Metazoa; Chordata; Mammalia; Pilosa; Megalonychidae. The record is from RefSeq and is a predicted model, not a curated record. Gene Ontology annotation, cellular component: protein phosphatase type 2A complex; cytosol. Gene Ontology annotation, molecular function: protein binding; protein phosphatase regulator activity. Gene Ontology annotation, biological process: peptidyl-serine dephosphorylation.
AUGCAUUUGGAGGCCUGCAGGCAGGGAGCACCUGCCCGUGGAAAAUGCCGGACCAAGGGCGAGAAGCAGCUGCUGGCCGGUGAAUGGCAAGCCUGGGGCUGCAACUUCUGCUUUGCCAGCUGUACCCUGGUGAUACAGGGCAGUAUGAUUCUCCCCAUGAGAGCCGUGGCUUCCUCUGUCCAGUUGACCUCUGACCCAGCCCAGUGGGGGCCCACCGGGGCACUGGACCAGCGCCGGUGGUGUUUUUCUCAGGUGAAAGGAGCAGUAGAUGAUGAUGUAGCAGAAGCAGAUAGAAUUUCCACAGUAGAAUUCAAUCAUUCUGGAGAAUUACCGGCAACAGGGGAUAAAGGUGGUAGAGUUGUCAUCUUUCAACAGGAGCAGGAGAACAAAAUCCGUUCUCAUAGCAGAGGAGAAUAUACUGUUUAUAGCCCCUUCCAGAGCCAUGAACCAGAGUUUGACUACGUGAAAAGUUUAGAAAUAGAAGAGAAGAUCCACAAAAUUAGGUGGUUGCCCCAGAAAAAUGCAGCUCAGUUUUUAUUGUCUACCAAUGAUAAAGCAAUAAAAUUAUGGACAAUCAGUGAAAGGGACAAAAGAUCAGAAGGCUAUAGCUUGAAAGAGGAAGAUGGAAGGUAUAGAGCUACUACAAUUACUACACAUCGGGUACCAGUCUUUAGGCCCACGGAUCUAAUGGUUGAAGCCAGUCCAUGGAGAAUUUUUGCCAAUGCUCAUACAUAUCACGUCAACGCUAUUUCUAUAAAUAGUGAUUAUGAAACAUAUUCAUCUGCAGACGAUUUGCAGAUUAAUCUUGGGCAUCUGGAAAUUACAGACAGAAGUUUUAAUACUGUGGAUAUCAAUUCUGCCAAUAUAGAAGAACUGACACAGGUGAUUAUGGCAGCAGAAUUCCAUCCAAACAGCUGUAACAUAUUUGCAUACAGCAGCAGUAAAGGAACUAUUAGGUUAUGUGACAUGAGGGCAUCUGCCCUCUGUCAUAGACAUUCUAAACUGUUUGAAGAACCUGAAGAUCCCAGUAACAGGUCAUUUUUUUCUGAAAUCAUCUCCUCUAUUUUUGAUGUAAAAUUCAGCCAUAGUGGUCAAUAUAUGAUGACUAGAAACUCUUUGUCAGUCAAAAUUUGGGACUUAAAUAUGGAAAACAGGCCUGUGGAAACCUAUCAGGUUCAUGAAUACCUCAGAAGUAAACUGUGUUCACUGUAUGAAAAUGACUGCAUAUUUAGCAAAUUUGAAUGUUGUUGGAAUGGAUCUGACAGUGUUGUUAGAACUGGAUCUUACAAUAAUUUCUUCAGAACAUUUGACAGGAACACAAAGCGAGAUAUAACCCUAGAAGCAUCGCGGAAAAAUAAUAAACUUUGCACAUUUUUGAAGCCACACAAAGUCUGUGCAAGUGGCAAGCAAAAGAAAGAUGAAAUAAGUGUUGACAGCCUAGACUUCAACAAGAAAAUACACCAUACAGCCUGGCACCCGAAGGAAAAUACCAUUGCUGUAGCAACUACAAACAAUCUGUAUAUAUUUUAA